Molecule: messenger RNA, 2116 nt
Organism: Planococcus citri (citrus mealybug)
Lineage: Eukaryota; Metazoa; Arthropoda; Insecta; Hemiptera; Pseudococcidae
Gene: Bdp1
Product: transcription factor TFIIIB component B'' homolog Bdp1
Exons: 9
Coding region: 198-1910 (570 amino acids)
Biological process (GO): RNA polymerase III preinitiation complex assembly
Cellular component (GO): transcription factor TFIIIB complex
Molecular function (GO): TFIIIC-class transcription factor complex binding
Source: RefSeq, a predicted model, not a curated record
AAACUAGAAUUUUUUGAUGCUCGAAGCUACGGCGUGAUAACAAUUUGCACGAUGUUGUUCCUUGUUUUGUUCGGUUUCCGGUGAUAUAAGUAAUGCAAAUUUUGUAAUUGUGAGUACAGCUAACUGCCUUUUUCAGUAAUGGAUCUAUAAGGAAUGUUUUCAAACAUAUUAUUUGGCGUAACUUGAACAUUAUCGUUAUGAGUAGUACUGAUUUAAUCGAGCAUGUUAUUGAGUGGGAUGAUUCUAGUCAAAGUCAAUGCCUGGACGAAAUACCGCAUAUGGAUGAAAACGUCGAUAUUGUCCACUCAGACGAUAGUAAUAUCGUAAUCGAAGUUAUCUCACCUGAUACUGCUCCCAUUGAAAACUCCACUUCAAACACCGAAGGUUCUACACAGCCAGAAAUCGAAGUAGUCACCUUCGACUCCGUACAUGAUGAAACUCCAUCUGAACUUACUGAAGAAUCUGAAGAAACACCUUCUGGAUCAUCUUCUCCAGAACAGCCAGACAAGGCCAAGAAAUCGCGUGGUAAAAAACAAUCAACUAAAGCUAAGUGUGUGAAGCCAAAACGUAAACCAACGAAGAAGAAAAACACUAAAACCAGCGACGAUGAUAAACCUAAACCGAAAGAAUUACCUAGUGUUUAUUCGAGAAAUCAAAUUGCUCGUCAUGCUAAAAGAAUUAAUAAAUUGAAAGAACUAGAACAAAACGAUGAAAGUGAUAGCGAGGCAAGUAACGAAGAUGUAGACGAAACUUCAGAUCGCGAUAUUGAUAUUAAUCUACGUAUAUUCGAAGGAUCUACCGAAUCAGUUGACAAUGUAGUGAUCGGCGAAAUUCAAUGUAAUAUAUUAGACGAUAAUUCUUCCACGAAAGAAGCAAAUAAUUCAAACAAGAAUGCCUCGAAUGUGUUUAAAUUGUCUGUAAAUACGAAUUUCGUCGAUGUCUGUGAUACUAACGAUUCUCUUGCAAGCACCGUCGCGGAUAUGCAUGACGAAGAAGCUGAUGUAGACGAUCCUCUUGAUUUCUCCGAUAACGAUUCCGAUUUGGAAAUUUUAGUUUCCAAACCAAUUGUGAGAAAAAGGGCAACUCAACCAGUAAAAAAGGAGAAGCCCACCGAAAAAAAGCAAAAAUUAACGAUGUACGAUUUAAUUCACGAUAAAAUCUGUUUUUCUUCCGACUCAAAAACAGAUGAAAGUGAAACUGAACAAAAAGAUCCCAAAACAAAGGAAUCCAAAAAAUCUAAAACCAACAAUAAGAAAUCGAAGAUGAAAAAAGAGGAACCUACAGAAGACUUGAAACCAACAACGGAGUCGAAAGAAGAAAAAAAUCAAAAUUUACCCGUUCCUAAAUUGAAAGUAGGCGCAGAUGGAGAAGUGAUCAUUGAUAUGGAUAGUUUGGUUAUCGAACAAACUGGUGUAUCUGAGGCCAGAAACGCACUAGCCAAUUCUGAAGUUGUUGAAGAAUGCGCCUUGAGUUAUACUUCGUACAAUAAAAGAAAUAGUUUUCGCAAGCAGUGGAGCCCUCAUGAGACGUUGAAAUUUUAUAAAGUGUUGAGCACAGUCGGUACGGAUUUCACAUUAAUGGCAACUUUAUUCCCUGGCCGAACCAGAAAAUGUAUGAAACGUAAAUUCAAAAAAGAAGAAAAAACCAGUCCCGAGUUAAUUUUGAAAGCCUUAUCAUGCAAACAAAAUUUCAAUAUAGAUUUACUCGAGAAAGAAUUACAACUAAAAGACGAAAAAGUCAAUCAGUUCAAAGAAAAUUCAAGGAAACAAAAAAUUGCACAAAAGAAAGCUAUGAAAGAUGCCAAUAAAAAAGAAAAAGAGAAAGAAAAAGAAAAAAUUACGAGUAAAGGAAGCAAAAUCAAACGAAAAAGUUUUUUUGAAACCAGCAUUUCACAUUUCCAAGAUAGGUGAAGAUUUGUUGUAAUGUUUGUUGCGUAAAUUUUAUCAUUAUUUUCAUGUAGAAUUGUAUCACAGGUCUGAAAUUAUUAUUUUGUAUUUUGUACAAAUUGGUUUUAUCGAAUCGACUUCAUCUUCUCCCUUGUUGGAUAUUGAAUGUCAAAAUUAAUCUUUGUAAGAUUUUGUUGUUCAUUUUAACCGAUAAAUAUUAAUUUAUACUU